Molecule: messenger RNA, 811 nt
Organism: Hibiscus syriacus
Lineage: Eukaryota; Viridiplantae; Streptophyta; Magnoliopsida; Malvales; Malvaceae
Product: digalactosyldiacylglycerol synthase 1, chloroplastic-like
Exons: 3
Coding region: 136-630 (164 amino acids)
Source: RefSeq, a predicted model, not a curated record
AUUUCCCGGAAAGAAGAUUUUGUCGUUUGUUAACGGAACCCUAAGCUGAAUUUUUCGCGCCAUGAAUAACGAUAGGCAAGCGCCGGCGGUGUCCGUGACGGGAGUGCCGACUCGGACGACGCGGAUUUGCAACUGAUGAAACAUCGUGCGAACUCGUUCAAGAACAUCGCGGCGAGUUUCUACAGAGAAAUUGAGAACUUAAUUAACUCAGCGACCCCACCUUUUUCGGUACCGCCGGUCAGGCAAGCGUCGGAGAUCGAAUUCAUGAAGAAGCUUCAUCCUAAGAUAUCGGAGUUUCGUAAAGUGUAUUUGGCGCCGGAGAUUAGGAGGAAAGUGAUGGAGAAAUGGGGUCCGAGGGCGAACUUGGGGAUAGACUUGUCAAGGAUAAGGAGCACAGUCGCAGCGGAGGUGUAUGGGAUCAAAGAGGAGGAUACGGAAGGAAUUAUUGAUUUUAAUAAGGCCAGUGAAGAGAGGAGUGAGAGGCUCAACGAGGAAGGUCAAUUUGGUGAUUGGGAACCAAUUCGGGCGUUAAAGACAAGGAUAAGGGAAUUUGAGAAGAAAAUUCUACGGUUGAAAUUUUUGCUGGGUUUAAGAAUAAUGAGUUUAUGGAGAAAGUUAAGUCUAGUUUGAAAGCCAUUUGCAAGGAGCCUCAGGAGUCAAAGGUUCCCUUCUUACCAAUGGACUGUCAUUUCCUUUUAGUGAUAAUUUGCAAUUUUUUAUGCAUUCAUGCCAUUUAUAUUUUUCAGCGAAAUUUUUCCACAUAUUGACAAGGAUUUGUUGAAGUUUUGCUUUUUUUGUAACGGGCAUUUCA